AUGUCCGACAGCAAUGCCAAGUCCUUGCUACACGGCAAGAUUUCAUCCACGUCCAGACAAGAACCUGCGCAGGUGGUCCAGUUAAUCAAGAGAUUAUCCGCAGCCGGCGGGUUCGAAGACGCACUGUCCUAUGUGAAGAUCCCCCAGCUAUCAGAGCCAUACUGGCUGCUAGAGCCUGGAGCCAAAGCCAUAACAGCCAAUGACAAAAGGUCACAAAAGAGUCCCCCUGGCCCCAAGAAAACGCUGUUCGAGCACAAUGCUCUGGUUUCUAUCUUUAAUAGGCUGGUCACUGCGAAUGUCCGUGGCAACAUCCCCGCCAUGUACAUUGAUCAGGACGACUGGUCGCUCAUCACUCACAUUAGCGAUUGGCGAAAGCCCAUCGAUCAGUUUAAUUGUUAA
Aspergillus pseudoviridinutans is the source of this 399-nucleotide messenger RNA. RefSeq lists its product as uncharacterized. The record is from RefSeq and is a predicted model, not a curated record. Lineage: Eukaryota; Fungi; Ascomycota; Eurotiomycetes; Eurotiales; Aspergillaceae. The transcript has 2 exons. The coding region runs from base 1 to 399 and encodes 132 amino acids.